Molecule: messenger RNA, 1238 nt
Organism: Magallana angulata
Lineage: Eukaryota; Metazoa; Mollusca; Bivalvia; Ostreida; Ostreidae
Product: 26S proteasome non-ATPase regulatory subunit 14
Exons: 1
Coding region: 65-1000 (311 amino acids)
Biological process (GO): proteasome-mediated ubiquitin-dependent protein catabolic process; protein deubiquitination
Cellular component (GO): proteasome regulatory particle, lid subcomplex
Molecular function (GO): metallopeptidase activity; protein binding; proteasome binding
Source: RefSeq, a predicted model, not a curated record
GAAAAUAAUUCCGGUGUUGAAUGACUCGGGGAAAAUUCUUUUGUCGUUUUGAAAAAUCAUCAAAAUGGAUAGAUUGUUACGUUUAAGUGGUGGAAUGCCAGGUUUAGGCCAGGGUGCCCCACCAACAGACGCACCAACAGUUGACACAGCAGAACAAGUCUACAUUUCAUCACUCGCUCUGUUAAAGAUGCUUAAACAUGGCCGAGCCGGUGUGCCUAUGGAAGUGAUGGGACUGAUGUUGGGUGAAUUUGUUGAUGAUUAUACUGUCCGAGUAAUUGACGUGUUUGCUAUGCCUCAGUCAGGAACAGGAGUAAGUGUCGAAGCUGUGGAUCCAGUUUUUCAAGCAAAGAUGUUGGAUAUGUUAAAGCAGACCGGCAGACCAGAAAUGGUGGUGGGUUGGUACCAUUCUCACCCUGGCUUUGGUUGUUGGCUCUCAGGGGUGGAUAUCAACACACAGCAAAGUUUUGAGGCGUUGUCAGAGAGAGCUGUUGCAGUUGUCGUUGACCCGAUCCAGAGUGUCAAAGGAAAGGUUGUCAUUGAUGCUUUCCGCCUCAUUAACCCGAAUAUGAUGGUACUUGGUCAGGAACCGAGACAAACAACGUCAAACCUUGGGCAUCUGCAAAAACCGUCAAUACAGGCACUGAUCCAUGGAUUAAACAGGCAUUAUUAUUCCAUUGCUAUUAAUUACAGAAAGAAUGAACUGGAACAAAAGAUGCUCCUGAAUCUCCAUAAGAAGAGCUGGGUGGAUGGGCUGACUUUGGAUGAUUAUAAUACACAUUGCACUAACAAUGAAAAUACAGUGAAAGAAAUGCUGGAACUUGCUAAGAACUACCACAAGGCAUUAGAAGAGGAGGAAACCAUGACCAAGGAACAGUUAGCUAUAAAAAAUGUUGGGAAAAUGGACCCAAAACGUCAUCUUGAGGAACAUGUGGAUGUACUAAUGACCACAAACAUUGUUCAAUGCCUGGGUGCAAUGCUGCACACUGUUGUUUUCAAGUGAUUCAUUAUGAGCCAUAUAGAUGUACAGUACAAUAUGAACUUUUGAUUCACUGAUUGAAAAUGGGAAAUGUGAGACUUACAAUUAAUGGUACAUUUUGAUUGUGCUGUAUGUUAUUUCUUGUAACAUCAUAACAUUUUUUCUUGUUGUGAUAUGUACAUUUAAUUUUAUAUUUUCUGAAGUCAUCACAGUUUGGUUGUGUUAUGGCUUUUGUAAUGUAAAAUAAAAAAAUUUAGAUGUU